UAACUCCUCACUCCAUACUUCUGAGUACUAAAAAACAUCGGGCAGGCGCUAGGGGAUCCGGACGGUGCCUCUAUGCGGGCGCUUUGCUGAGCUGCUGCGGCUGGAUUUUUUUUUUUUUUUUUUUUUUUUUUUUUUAAGUUUACCUUGCUGAACUGAUAUCUUUUGAAUCGCGUUUCUUUAUUUUUUAGGGAGCGAAAGGCAGGCACACACACGCACACGGCGAUGUCAUAUCCUCAGGGUUACCUCUACCAGCCCCCAGGCUCUUUGGCUCUGUACUCGUGCCCGGCUUAUGGGGCUUCGGCACUGGCUGCUCCGAGGACUGAGGAAUUGGCGAGAUCUUCGUCUGGAUCAGCCUUCAGCCCCUAUCCAGGAUCGGCUGCUUUUACGGCUUCGGCUGGUGGCUUUUCAAAUCCGCUGUCGUACCCCGCAGACCAUUCCACGGGUUUCCCGUCCUAUAUGGGUUCUCCGUACGACCCACACACAACUGGCAUGGCAGGAGCAAUUAGUUACCAUCCAUAUGGAAGUCCUGGAUACCCGUACCAGCUUAACGACCCGGCUUACCGGAAAAACGCGACGAGAGACGCGACCGCCACCCUCAAAGCCUGGCUGCAGGAACACAGGAAAAACCCUUACCCCACCAAAGGGGAAAAGAUCAUGCUGGCUAUCAUCACUAAGAUGACCCUAACUCAAGUCUCCACCUGGUUCGCCAAUGCCAGGAGAAGACUGAAGAAGGAGAACAAGAUGACAUGGGCGCCUCGGAAUAAAAGCGAGGACGAGGAUGAGGAUGAGGGGGACGGUGAAAGAAAAGACGAUCGGGCGGACAAACAAUUCGACAGCAGUGAAACUUCGGCUGAGGAUGAAGGUAUUAGUUUGCACGUUGAUACUCUCACAGACCAUUCUUGCUCUGCGGAAUCCGACGGGGAAAAGGUCGGUUGCAGGACUGGGCAGACGGUUUGUGAGCCUGGAGCAGAUACUAAGGACAAAUGCGAGGAUGACGAUCAAGAUGCAGAGAACGACGGGGCCCAGCGAGGCGUCUCACCCCAGCCGGUGACCUCGUCGCCGCUGACGGGGACGGAGGCUCCGCUUUUAAACCACAGCCACGAGGACUCGAACAGAAGCAGUAGCAAAGCGAAUCUGGAAAGCAGAGUCUCUUCAGGUCAACAGAAUCAGCCCAUCAAACCCAAACUGUGGUCUUUAGCAGAGAUCGCCACUUCGGACCAGAAGCAGCACCUGGGACAAAACUGCCCUUCAGCCCUUCUGUCAACGACGUCGGCGGCAUCCCCAGCCAGCACCGUUUAUCCUGCCUCGUCCAUCUUGGCAAGGCCUAUUUAUUACACGUCUCCGUUUUACACUAAUUAUACAAACUAUGGCAACUUCAGCCCUUUGCAAAGCCAAGGAAUCCUGCGGUACAAUUCAGCCGCCGUGACUGCUAAUGAGGGGCUCGCCCAGACUGUACUCAGCACGGCCCCCCUGCACAAACAGGCCAAUGAGUCCCCGGUAAAAAGUAACGCAAACCAGCUCGAGCACCACUUCAGACCCUCUAACUUAGAACCCAAGAAAGACACCAUUGACGUGCGCGCAGUAGAAGCCCAACCAUACAUCUCAAGUUAAAAAAGAUUGCGCAAGUAUUGGACGCACCUAAUAAAGACACCGUGACUUCUGUGAUAGGGGGAGUCCCAUCUCGGUAGGAGGCAACAGCACGGAAGCCGGUGUAAAGCGCAGCAUCGACACUGUAAAUGUGCUUGGAACCCACACUCAGGAAUGUCAAGCCUGACCAAUGAAGUAAUGAUGCGUCUUGGACGAGAUGGCGGACCUAUGUAAUGUAUGUAACAUGACACAGGGAAGAAGGAAUGAAAGACGUCAGUCUUAGCAUGGAAAAUAUGGGGCUCAGACCGUGGCUGUGUUCGCCACCACUCAAACCACGCAUUUGCAUCAGGCCCCUGCAUUUUCGGGGCCCCCCUGUUGGCCACAAACAGUCACUACACUAAGAGGGGCAGAAGUGACUUUUUGGGUGGGAACAUUGAAAUAAUAAACCCGCCCUGAAUACAAUGAGGGAAUGUGUGGUCUGGUCCACCAGUAACAAAAGUGUCUCUAUCGUUAGCGAAAAUGACUGCAGGUGAAAGAGAAGCACUUAACCCUGUCAAUGCUCCACCCCUUUCCUUACAGUUAAGUUACAAUUAAAACUAUAAAUAGAUAUAACAUAUAACUAUGCAAAACCUGGACUUUUUCUUCCAGGGUAAAGCAACAUUAAACCUCCUGGAUGCAAAGCUAAUACCUUUCGCCAACAUGCCCUUCCGAAUUCAUGUCAGUAUAACUGUAAUUUAUUAAUGUAAGAAGUUAAUAGAAUGGAAAUUCCAUUUCAGGUACAGACAACGAUAUACAUGUUGCUGUAGGCCAUGAUACUGCUUUCAGUCCCUAUCUAUACUGUUACCAUUCUGUUUAUUCUAAAUGUUAAUAAUGUUAUUUGCCUCGUGCGCAUAUAAGUAAACACUCUUCAAAUCGUGCUGUAAACUAGGGAUGGGAAACGACUUUUUUGAGCCAAGCACAAUUUCCUGGACGAUCUCUCCUUGCUAUCUUGACCGGGAAUAUUAGCUUCAUUUCACUUAAUGGCUACUCCCCCCCCCCCCCCCCCCCCCCCCCCCCCCCCAAUGGCAGAGACCGCGAUUCAUUAACGGCGCUCAAGAAAUCGAGGCCAGCUGUUUCCCGCCGCUUGGCCGAGGACGAGGUGGCGAAAGGCGGGAAACCUAAUCCUCAGCGAUGCUUAGCCGUGCUCAGCACAAUUCAGCCAAGUAAUUACACUCCUCACUUCUUGAGGGCCGUUGAUCUGACGGCAAGAGCAAGUAGCUUUGCUGCUCGCCUUCACAGGAACGACAAAAUCAUAUUCCUUAAUGGCUACUUUUCAACAUGCAUUACCAUUUUUAUUUAAAAUUUUAAUAAAAAGAAAACAAGAGGAAUGUGAUAUUUAUCUUCAGAUAAUGCUGAUGCAUGUUGACGCUUUGGAUUAAUUAAUUGUACUUCAAAAGAACGCUACUGGGUGUGGGUGACUAAAUUAUUAAUUACUCUUUCUUUUUUUCCCAGGCAUAUACAUUGUUUCGUGUUUGUUUUCUGCAUAAAUUUGAUGUUAUACUGAAUCAGAGUAGGUAACAAAGGAGGAGAUGUUUGAAAAGGGAUUAAAGUCGCAAGUGUAUUCACGUCUGUUUGUUGCAUUCAUGUGAUAAAAUAUUGACUCAGUGGUUUAACUAGAAUUAUCAGUUGUGGUCAAAACAGGAUUUUAGGCUUAGGGUUCUGCUUUACAAAUUAUUACAGAUGUUUUUUCUUUUUUGAAGCCCUGCCAUUGUAAACAUACACAAGAAUAACAAAACACGAUUAGUUCUAUUAUCUGCAGAAGUUGCAGGUACUAAGUACCAAGUUCAUUCAUGUUUGUAUUCUUAGGUUGGUUAUCCAUCCGUAAUCUUUAUCUAAAAGUAUUUUAUACAAUGGACAUACUGAAUUAGAAUGUAUUGAGAGACAGAAAGAGCAGAAUUUAGACUGUCAAUGCCUUUGUAAAUAAAUGGAAUCAUAUAUUUUAAAAAUUAAUGAUUUGUGAGUUUUAUUUUUCAGAGUGUCCUGUAAAAGCGAUACAUAUAUUGUGUUUAUUCAUGCUAAAAAUAUUAAAUUGACAACAUGAGAACUUAA
Molecule: messenger RNA, 3675 nt
Organism: Brienomyrus brachyistius
Lineage: Eukaryota; Metazoa; Chordata; Actinopteri; Osteoglossiformes; Mormyridae
Gene: irx2a
Product: iroquois homeobox 2a
Exons: 5
Coding region: 223-1611 (462 amino acids)
Biological process (GO): regulation of transcription by RNA polymerase II; cell development; neuron differentiation
Cellular component (GO): nucleus
Molecular function (GO): RNA polymerase II cis-regulatory region sequence-specific DNA binding; DNA-binding transcription factor activity, RNA polymerase II-specific
Source: RefSeq, a predicted model, not a curated record